UCUAAAAGCAAGCACGUGGUGAUAUCAGUCUCCGCUUGUUUUUUUUUUUUUUAAGGCUAAUUAGGAAAUUUAAAAUGUCUGAAUAAUCUACGAUAUUUGUACUUAAAACUGAAGUAUGUUAGAAAGUAUAGUGGUUGGAUUGGUUAAUGAUGUAUAUAUAAAAAAAAAAAACUACUCAACUCAGCUACAGAAGAAAACUGAGGACAACAUGAAACCAGAAUGAAGUCUAGUGUGAGAGCCCAAUAACAGCGAGAAGAACCGAGGCAUUCUGCUGCAUUGUUCUGACUCUGUGUCUUGCAGAACAAGUCAAUGAAGUCCACGUUUCUGACACUUCGUUUGUACAUACUCGGUGUUUCUGCUGUUCUUGUAUCUGGAACCAGUUGCAGGAGCAGUGAAUAUCUAUCAGCAGCUGGAGAAUGUUGUUCUUUGUGUGAUAGAGGGUUUGCGGUUCGCAAAGACUGCAGUGGUGAUUACAAUACAAGAUGCAAACCUUGUUUGAAAGGAGAGUUCAUGAAUAUACCUAGUGGUUUUCACAAGUGUCUUCCAUGUAAAACCUGUGAUGCAGGUCUUUCUAUUUUGCAAGCCUGUACCACAGUAAUGAAUACUGUCUGUGAGGUCUUGGAUGGAUAUUACUGUUUGCGAUACUUAGAUGGAGAAUGCUGUCUUGCAGUGAAGCACAGUGGAUGUAAACCAGGGCAACAAAUAAAAACUUUGGGAACCAAGGACUCGGAUACAGUUUGUGAGCCCUGUCCACUGGGAUUUUAUUCUCCUGAAGGUGUGAACUGCACAAAGUGGACUGACUGUUCAGUCAGAAAUGAGGUUGAGGACCAGGAAGGCACUUCCAUCAGAGAUGUUCAGUGCAAACCAACAAGAGAAAGAUAUGGGCUCAUACCAGCUUUUGUCUUAUAUUUACCCACAAUUAUAGUUCUAUUUUUGAAGCACAAAAUGAACUGUACAGUAGCACAGGAUCAAAAGGAAGAAAAUGAGGAAGUGGAUCAACCAGCUGCAAGGUGACUGUAAUGAGGAACACACUGUGCGUCUGAAAGAAAAGUGAAUUACUCCACAAGGAUUUAUUUCGGUGUGUUCCUUAGCAAACCACCAGCUCUACAAAAGCAGAAUUUGGGUGUAUUUUGUUGUUGGAAACCCAGAAAAGUGACGGGUGGUGAUUUUAUUUUUAUUUUUUUUAAUUUAUAAAAAGAGGCUUCUCUGACUGUUGCUCUUUUUACUGGUUAAGAAACUCUCCUUGAGGCACAGUGGCAUUGUGCUCUAUUCCAUUCCAUUCACCUGUGACUUUUAACUGUGGGUUGAGACCUAGUUUAGGGUUUCACUUUUUUUCAUUUAUGCAAUCACAGAGCAUAAACUCACGACGGGGUGGGUUUGCGUCCUGCGUGUACACAUUGACCCCCAUAUUGUAUAAAAUUAUAUUAAUAUUCUAUUAAUAUUGAAUGCGAUUCAGUUCGUGUUGCAUGGAAACAGCCGAUAUUUUUACUGGGGCCUGAAAUACAACUGUGGAUCAGUACCUGACGCUGCCACCAUACAUGCAUCAGGGAUGAGAAUUUUCCGCUUUUUGGCGGAAUUCCGCUUUUUUCAGUCAAAAUGGACCUUUUUUAUAUUGUUGCAAAUCCGUUGAGAAAUUUUUAGGGGGGUAGGGUAUAGGGAUAUUAACCGAUGACCGUUUGACCAGUGGUUGACCGAAUCAACGUUAACUGGUUAAUUUUUUUUUUGGUUGUCGGUUAAAAAAAAUCAAUCGUUUUGAAGCUGCCGAUUUUGGAGCAUGCCAUGUGGUGUAAGGACGACAGCUGACGAAUCAGAAACACCCAUUCAGUCAUGUCCUGCCCUUCCGCCCCAGUUAAAGACAGCUGACAAAUCAGAAACACCCAUUCAGUCAUGUCCCGCCCCAGUUGAACACAGCUGCCACUCGGUGAAAGAAAAAAGUGUAGACACAGGCUUUUUAGCUUACAAAUUACUAUUCUGUUUUUUUUUAAAAUUAUUAUUAGAAGGCACAUCGAGUUUAGUCCUGCCUUGGCCAGUGCAUUCUGAAAGUAUGUUUCAGUCUAGCCAACAAUGCAUGUUAUUGCAGAUUCAAAAUAAUAGCAGUGUGGAAUUCAGUUAGUGAGGUCAUUCAUUCUGUGAAAAAACAGGUGUCAAUCAGGUGGCCCUAAUUUAAGGAUGAAGCCAGCACAUGUUGUACAUGCAUUUCUCUCUGAAAACCUGAGAAAAAUGGGUCGUUCCAGACAUUGUUCAGAACAGCGUGCUUUGAUUAAAACGUUGAUUGGAGAGGAGAAAACGUAUAAAGAAGUGCAGAAAAUGAUAGGCUACUGAGCUAAAAUGAUCUCCAAUGCUUUAAAAUGGACAGCAAAACCAGAGAGACAUGGAAGAAAACGGAAGAUUACCAUUUGAAUGGAUUGAAGAAUAGCCAGAAUGGCAAAGACUCAGCCAAUGAUCAGCUCCAGGUGAUCAAAGACGGUCUGAAGUUACCUGUGAGUACUGUGGCAAUUGGAAGAUGCCUGUGUGAAGCUAAUCUAUCAGCAAGAAGUCCCUGCAAAGUCCCACUUUUUUUUUCCAAAAAGAUGUGCUGAAGAGGAUACAAUUUGCCAAAGAACACAUCGACUGGCCUAAAAAGAAAUGGAGAAACAUUUUGUGGACUGAUGAAUGUAAGAUUGUUAUUUUUGGGUCCAAGGGCUGCAGACAGUUUCAGACAAUCCCCAAACACUGAAUUCAAGCCACAGUACACUCUGAAGACAGUGAAGCAUGAUGGUACAAGCAUCAUGAUAUGGGGAUGUUUCUCUUACUAUGGUGUCGGGCCUAUUUAUCACAUGGGAUCAUGGAUCAGUUUGCAUAUAUCAAAAUACUGAAGAGGUCAUGUUGCCUUAUGCUGAAGAGGAAAUGCCCUUGAAAUGGGAACAAGACAAUGACCCCAAACACACCAGUAAGCGAGCAGCAACUUGGUUCCAGACCAACAAAAUUAGUUAUGGAGUGGCCAGCCCAAUCCCUGGACCUUAAUCCGAUAGAAAACUUGUGGGGUGACAUCAAAAAUGCUGUUUCUGAGGCAAAACCAAGAAAUGCAGAGGAAUUGUGGAAUGUUAGCAAAUCAUCCGGGCUGGAAUACCUGUUCACAGGUGCCAGAAGUUCUCAGAAACCAUGGUUAUACAACUAAUUAGUUUAGUGAUUCACAGGAAUGCUAAAUCCUAAAGAUUUUUUUCAGUUUAUACAGUAAAUGAGUUUGUAAUGAAAAAUGCAGACACUGCUAUUAUGUUGAACACAACUGUAUAUGCGUUCCAGGGUUGGAAAUUAAGUGUUUUUUUUUUUUUUUUUUUUUAAAUAAAUCCACGGGCGGCACGGUGGUGUAGUGGUUAGCGCUGUCGCCUCACAGCAAGAAGGUCCUGGGUUCGAGCCCCGGGGCCGGCGAGGGCCUUUCUGUGCGGAGUUUGCAUGUUCUCCCCGUGUCCGCGUGGGUUUCCUCCGGGUGCUCCGGUUUCCCCCACAGUCCAAAGACAUGCAGGUUAGGUUAACUGGUGACUCUAAAUUGACCAUAGGUGUGAAUGUGAGUGUGAAUGGUUGUCUGUGUCUAUGUGUCAGCCCUGUGAUGACCUGGCGACUUGUCCAGGGGUGUACCCCGCCUUUCGCCCAUAGUCAGCUGGGAUAGGCUCCAGCUUGCCUGCGACCCUGUAGAAGGAUAAAGCAGCUAGAGAUAAUGAGAUGAGAUAAAUCCACCUGCCACUGUGGCAGGUGGAGUUCAAACUCUCCCAGUCACUUUCUUGUUUUAACUGAAAGCGUGUAACUGCAUGAGAAAAAUAAUAUAGUAGGAGUGACCAGUAUUCAAGCAUGACUAUUUAGGUAAAUAAGCUAUUUUAUUUCACAAGUUAAAUAUUUAAACUUGAGGAAAAUACUGUCUCACUCUUGUGUGCACACACAACUGAUGGAAGUUAUAUAUGAUGAGUUGGUCAGGUUAAAAAAAACCACUAACCAUUCAUGAGACGCUAUUGGCUUUUCUCCACUUCUCAUUAAAAAAAAAAAGUUUAUUGACUGACUUGCUUCUUUGGCCUGUGGCUCCUGGGAGGUUUUCUCUUCAGACCUCUUUACCCCUACAGUGUAACUUUUUUAUUAUUAUUAUUAUUAUUUGUUUACUGCAACACUAGCCUAGGCUACUUGACCUGAGGUGAUUUUCUUUAACUGUCAGUCGGUAGUUAGCAUUAGUUAGCAUUCUAUACUCAAGUUAGUGCGAGUUAGUUUUUUUUUUUUUUUUUUUUUUUUUUUUAAUGCUGAAGUUGUCACAUUGAAUCAGUCCUCUUCUUUCACUCAGCACUUUAAUGAGGAGAUUGUAUCAUUGUUGGUGUCCAAGUGGAACAACUAGAUUUGCGAUUUAAUCUGUAUUGUGGAUUGUCACAAUUGCAUUAUUUCUUUGUACUGUAUAUGCUACUUUUAUUUACCCAACACUGUGGUAGGUAGAUUGAGCAAACUCACCUGCCACUAUGCAAAAUCACCUGUAUUUGGUGAGUAGCGGGUGCUAAUUUCCAACACGGACAUGCAGCCACAGAAGCGCUUUCCUAUGAAGAGGGGUUUUGGCACAGUUGUCUAAUACUUCCAGAACAGUGUGUGAUGUAAACUAUUACCAUGAGCAUUGAACCCAGUGUGAAUGGUGUAGACUAAUCCAGUCAAAACCAAAUGCCUUUUUGUACUGCUCUGUGUGUUUAAAAAAAAAAGUGCCAUUGAAGUAAUCUUUAAAUAUUUUAUUUAAAAAAAUUUUAACUAGAGAUUUUUAAUGAAUUACAAAUAACUAUUGUGGUUGUCAUUUUUUUAUUUUUUAAAUGUUUAUUUACUUGAACUUUUUAAUUACAAAUGGCCAUUAGUGGAAUGCCUUUCCUAUCGAGGUCAGAAUUGCUGACUCUCUGACCACCUUCAAGCAAAGACUGAAGACCCACCACUUCAGGCUGCACCUGUCCAAAUGUAAUUGCAUAGCAGGCUUGACCAAUCUAGUCUGUGCUGUCUGGCCUGGUCAUGAUGUCUCAGGUUUUAUUUUUCUCUGUUUAGUUGUACUUUGUCAGGUAUGGAUGGCUUGCUUUCCUUGGCUGUUUGUUACUUCAGCAGAAUGUUAUACUGUGUUCCGAUGUCACUUGUUCAGUUGGCACCCGAACUUUGUCUAGAAGCUCAGCACUUCUUGUACCUGACUUUUGCACUUGUAUGUUGCUCUGGAUAAGAACAUUUACUGAAUGCCUGUAAUGUAGCUAAACUUUUAAGCAUUAAAUUAAAUGUGUUGUAAUUGUUUUACUUUAGUGCUGUUGAAUGCUGAAGUCUGACUGGUCUGUAAGUGUUGAUUUAUUUUUCAAGUCGCAGCAAUUCUGACAAUAGUUCCAACUGCAAGGCAAAUCACAAGUUAAUGUUUGUUCUUGCCUUGAUAUUGUAGGACAUAACAAAUAUGGAUUAAAUAAAACAGAUGUGUCAUCA
Neoarius graeffei (lesser salmon catfish) is the source of this 5445-nucleotide messenger RNA. RefSeq names its product tumor necrosis factor receptor superfamily member 14-like. Gene Ontology annotation, cellular component: external side of plasma membrane. The record is from RefSeq and is a predicted model, not a curated record. The coding region runs from base 310 to 1014 and encodes 234 amino acids. Lineage: Eukaryota; Metazoa; Chordata; Actinopteri; Siluriformes; Ariidae. The transcript has 8 exons. Gene Ontology annotation, biological process: defense response to Gram-positive bacterium; negative regulation of alpha-beta T cell proliferation; positive regulation of cytokine production involved in immune response. Gene Ontology annotation, molecular function: protein binding.